CAGUUGCAUUCGUAUUGAAGCCGUUGGACAUGGAACGUUGGCGGAACCGUAUCGCUGUGGUGACUGGCGCCAGUUCAGGAAUUGGAGCUGUCCUCACCGGCCAACUGAUUGCCUCGGGCGUUCGCGUUGUGGCCUUGGCCCGUCGCCUGGAUCGGCUGGAGCAAGUGCGUCAACAGCUGGCCGAAGAACAGCGGCAGCAGCUGCACAUUCGUCAAUGCGAUGUCACUGAUUUGCAGUCCGUAAAUGCCGCCUUCGAUUGGAUCGAAUCGGAAUUGGGUGGCGCUGAUAUAUUGAUCAACAAUGCGGGCAAAUUAUCUGGUGGCCAGCUGGUGACCAUGUCCCUGGACACUGUGCAGCAAGUGCUGCAGACCAAUGUCAUGGGCGUUGUCUACUGCACGCAACGCGCCUUCAAAUCGCUCAGAGAACGCAAUGCGCCAGGCCAUGUGGUGUUGAUCAACAGCAUUGUGGGUCAUUAUCUCUUUAAUCCGUUGCCCGGCAGCUUCCAAGAGCUGAACAUGUAUCCCGCUACGAAGCAUGCUCUGACUGCCAUGACUGAGCUGUUCCGUCAAGAGUUUCGUGAUUUCAAGACACAGAUUAAGGUUACGAGCAUUAGUCCGGGUCUGGUGGAUACGGAGCUAGUGCCGCAGGCUUACAAGCGAUUGCCCAUGCUGCAGCCGGAGGAUGUGGCCAAUGCAAUCAUGUACGCUCUGGCCACACCGCCGCAUGUCCAGGUCCACGAAGUAACCCUCAAGCCAAUGGGCGAGCCUUUUUAAUCACCCAUUUCAAAUUAUAUGUUGCCUUUGCAGUUGUAGUAAAGUUAAAUAGUAUCAACAUUUAAACAAUUACAAAACCAAAACAUAAAUUAACGCAAUGUUUGUAUGUUUGCUUAACAGCCCAAAAAAAAAAAAAAAACUCAUUAAUU
This is a messenger RNA of Drosophila albomicans, 922 nucleotides long. Its product is annotated as farnesol dehydrogenase. Lineage: Eukaryota; Metazoa; Arthropoda; Insecta; Diptera; Drosophilidae. The coding region runs from base 30 to 773 and encodes 247 amino acids. The record is from RefSeq and is a predicted model, not a curated record. The transcript has 2 exons.